Molecule: messenger RNA, 1278 nt
Organism: Paramacrobiotus metropolitanus
Lineage: Eukaryota; Metazoa; Tardigrada; Eutardigrada; Parachela; Macrobiotidae
Exons: 2
Coding region: 75-1007 (310 amino acids)
Source: RefSeq, a predicted model, not a curated record
UAAACACCGCGCACAGUGCCCCACAGUAUCUUGUAUCCAUUUUGAAAAAUUAGGAUAUUUAUUUCCGCACCAUCAUGCUUCUGUUGACGAUCGUCUCGUUGUGCGUCUCCCUGGGAACGGCCGCCCGCAACGGCCAGCCGGACCGCGGCGAUGGCGGACAGAUGCCGGAACCGCACAUCUCCCCGAUGAACCAGGAUCUGGAGCGCAAUGUCGUGUCGGCGGCCGGUGGCGAUCUGAACACCGGGAGUUUCGUCGAGUACUGGUACGUGGAUAAACGGAAUCAGCUUUUCCGCAAGGAUUUCGAUAAGGCCCGCGCCGAGAAGAUGCUUAGUAAUGUGCGUUUUGUCGACAACGCCUUCGACUCGUCGGUGUGGUAUAUUGGGACCGAUGGGCAGCCGUACCGGCUGACGCCCGACAAGGAAACCGGCGAACUGGUUCCCGGCGUUCCAAGGGGAACGACCUUCACCCGCCUGUCCCCGCGCAGUGUGGACGAGGCCCUGUUGGUGGCCAGCAACGGCCAGCUGUACCACUACGCCAUGAAGGAGUUCGUGCCGGUGGACGGCGCCACCAACGCCAAGGACGCCGCGAUGGGCAACGACGGCCUCCUGAUGUACGCCACCCGCAACGGACAGCUGUUCCGCUGGAGCUGGGCCAGCAGCAGCUGGGAGGGGUACGAGCGCAAAGGUCACGGGGUGGCCGCCAACGACUUCGAGCAUAUCGUGAUAGUGGACGCGCAGGGCAAGACGAAGAAGCGGGUAGACGGCCGCUGGAGGAACGUCAAGGACCGCUGCGACGAUGUGGCUGUCUACUCGCCCACCGAGUUCCUCUGCGUCACGCCGGAAGGGGCGUUGCGAAACUGCAGUAUUAGAAGGCAGACGGUUGACACUGAUCGGCACGUGCUAAAUAAUCGAUGCGCAGGGUUAUUUUGCCGGCAUCAUAUAUUAUAUAACUGUCGUUGCUGGCACUUGUUAGUUGUUGAUGGUUGUCGUGUACUUAUUAAGAAUUAACAUUUACUAUAUGACACAAUACUUUAACUUGAGCACUCUAGUACUUAACAGCUACAGCCUAACAAAACUAGUUUUUAUGUACGAGUACGAGUACGAGUACUAUUUACAUAAUUAUUAUUAGCAUCGAAAUACAGCGCGGGAAUGCCCUGUCGGUUACAUCAACUGUUCCACGUUCUGAUGGUUUAAGUGCUGUUUACUUUGUUUUGUGAUCUGUUUUUAUGUAUGAUGUUAAACUGCUAGGUAAUGACUAAACCAAUAAAUAUUGAUUAUU